Lachancea fermentati is the source of this 2154-nucleotide messenger RNA. Lineage: Eukaryota; Fungi; Ascomycota; Saccharomycetes; Saccharomycetales; Saccharomycetaceae. The record is from the annotation of a GenBank genome assembly.
AUGCUUGCGAAUAAGUCGUUUAGGAAAAAUAAGAAUCGCAAGUCUGUCGGGCCCAAAAAUGUCAAUUUCCAAGAAGGGAGUGGUAAUGAAAGUCCUGAUCUCUUGGACGGGCCCAGUCAAGUGCAACAGGUAUCAGGCAAGCAGUUAAAGCAAACUGCAAGGGAGUUGCUGAAAGUGAGAAAGACUUUACCAGUUUAUCGCCAUAAGGAAGCAAUCCUUGGAUAUUUGAAAGAGAAUUCGGUGACAAUUUUGAUCGGUGAAACGGGUUCUGGUAAAUCUACACAGAUUCCUCAAUUCAUUCUUGAAGGUCUCGAGAAAAACGACAAGGGCCGCAUCGCAGUCACGCAGCCGCGGAGAGUGGCGGCAAUCAACCUGGCUACACGUGUGUCACAGGAAAGUGGGUGUCGCGUGGGUGACAGAGUAGGUUACUCUGUGAGAUUUGAUAAUACGACCAAUUCGAGAACAAGACUCAAGUAUUUGACAGAUGGUAUGUUGUUAAGAGAACUGAUGUUGGACAAGAAAUUGCGAGAGUACACGCAUGUGAUUAUUGAUGAGGCACAUGAACGGACCAUAUUGACGGAUCUCAUUCUGGGGUUCUUGAAAGAACUUAUAAACGGGGAACGGCCAGACCUAAAGAUUAUAGUGAUGUCUGCGACGCUUCAGGCGGAGAAAUUCAGCGAAUUUUUCGCAGGAGCACCCAUUCUUUUCGUGGAAGGUCGUAAGUUUGCAGUGGAUCGGCUGUACCUCACAGAACCAUGCGAAGACGUUGUGGACGGUAUCAUCAGGAGUUGUGUACAGAUCAACCAAGGCGAGCAGAUGGGCGACAUUCUGUGUUUUUUGCCCGGCCAAGAAGAGAUUGACAAAGCGGUGACGAUUUUAAACAAUGUUAGCGAGCAUUUGGACCCCAAGGUGCCAAGACUGGUAUCACUGCCGUUGUACGCAGCGUUACCGCCCGCAGAGCAGGCCAAAGUUUUCGCACCACUGAAGGGCUUCCGGCGCAAAGUGGUGUUGUCGACGAACUUGGCGGAGACGUCGGUGACAAUCCCCGGGGUGAAAUACGUGGUGGACUCUGGACUUCGCAAAGUGAAGGUUUGGCGGCACCAGUUGGGGCUUGCAACAUUGUUGACCGUGCCAAUUUCCAAAGCGAGUGCCGCGCAGCGGACCGGUCGUGCCGGUAGAGAAAGCGAGGGGAAAUGCUACAGACUGUACCGGGAGCAAGACUACCAGAAACUACCCACGCAGACGGAGCCCGAAAUCGCACGGAGCGAGGUGACGUCGCCAGUGUUGAUGUUGAAAAAAAUCGGCGUGCAGGACAUUAUCAAUUGGUCGUGGCUGGAAAACCCGGGCAAACAGGCGAUCAUGCUGGCGUUGCAGGAGCUGUACCAAUUGGGCGCGCUGAACGACCGCGGGAAGAUCACACACAAGGGUGAGCAGAUGGCACUGCUGCCGAUCGCUCCGCAUCUGAGCUGCGUGCUGCUGCGGGCGCACGAGACCGGGUGUCUGCUGCCGGUGAUCGACAUCGUGUCGUGCCUGAGCGUGGAGAACCUGCUGAUGAACCCGGCGCCCGAGCAACGCGACGAGGUCAACGAGCGCCGGCUGGCGGUCGCGACGCGUGGGUCGCGACACGGGGACCUGAUCAUGAUGAAAGAGUUUUACGACUUGUACGUAUCGCUGGGGUCGAACGCGGAGAGACUACAAUGGUGCAAAGAGCUGUGCGUGUCGCAGCGCGGGUUCCGCAACGUGGUGAAGGUGCGCGCGCAGCUGAUACACUACAUGGAACGGUUGUUCCACGAGCGCAUAGCGGGAGGGACGGCGCCCGCGACGGCGCCCGCGACGGGCGCCCAGUCACGUGACCCCGCCUCCUCUUCCGGUUUGCUGGACGUGGCCGCGGUGCUCAAGUGUUUUCUGGCCGGGUUCGUGAAGAACACGGCGCUCGGGAUGCCGGACCGGUCGUUCCGGACCACGACGACGGGCGAGCCGAUCUCCGUGCACCCGUCGUCGCUGCUGUUCAUGGACCGGAGUUGUCCCGCGAUCCUGUACACGGAGUACGUUUUCACGACGAAGGGCUACGCGCGGAACGUCAGCCGCGUGGAGCUGGCGUGGCUGCAGGAGGUGGCGACGGGGAAGCUGACGGCGAGGCGGGGGCGGGCGUGA